Prorocentrum cordatum is the source of this 1188-nucleotide messenger RNA. The record is from the annotation of a GenBank genome assembly. Lineage: Eukaryota; Dinophyceae; Prorocentrales; Prorocentraceae.
AGCGGUGUGGGCCCGAGCGCCCCCACCCCUCCGCCGAGGUGCUGUGCCCGCCCCGGGCGCGGCCACCCAGGGACCAUGGCCGCGCGGCGCUAAAGGCGCGCGCGGUGAAGCGCCGAGGCCUCGGGGCCCCUCCCCGCCGCCGUGGAGAUGGCCGCGCGCCGGGCGCCCCGGGCUGCUGCGCCGGGGCUGCUCGCGGCGCUCGUCGCGCUCGCGGCCUGCCCAGCCUCGCACGGCGAGCACGCGCCCGAAGCGAGGGCGCUCGGCUGCGAGGCGCCCUGCGGUCCGGCCGGCCCCGAGGACUCCUCGGGCAACUGCCGGACCCGCGUGCUCUGGCUGUCGGAGCACAGCUUCGCCGAGCAGCCGCAGCCGUGCCUCCUGGCCUUCCAGCAGGUUCUCGACGAGUGCCCCGAGUGCUCCCACUGCAGCCCGGCAGAAACUCGCUGCUUUUCCGCCGGGGAGGAGAACGUCCCAGCGCCUGAGUGGGCCGCCGAGGCAGCGAAGGCCUUGUCGGCAGCUGGCGCCGGAGGGCGAGGACAGUCCCCCGCUGCGAUCUUGAACGAGUCGUUGGCCCAGCAGUUCGACAAGACACAUGCGAUCGAGGGCCCCGCCGCCGACCUCGCCGUGCCUGGCUUGCAGCACUUGGCCGCCAUCUGCAGCACACUGCUGGCGGUCGGCCUCUCUUGCCGCGCCUGUGCUUGGUCGGGCCAUGUCGUGCGGGUCGGCGCCAGUUCCUCCACGGGCGCUAGCGUACCAGGUGCAGCAGGUGAGCGCAGGGGCUACUCCUACGCGCCAGUGCCCAGGUCGGACCCUGCCGCCCGCUGACUCCACGCCCCGAAUUGGUGCAACUGUUGUAGUGCUCGCUUUCUGCAGGUACUGCUCGCAACCGGUGUAAUGCAAGCUGUGCUUACUGGUGGGGUGGAGCCAACGCACGCGCCUCCCACUCGUUUUCCACUAGAGCCACUCGUCGCAAUCCUUCUGCACAUUCGCCCCUGCUCGUUGCUGCCAGUCCCCAGUGCCCCGCCAUUUCGUUUCCCUCAAACGCACUAAUGCGGAUCACAGUUUUCGUCCCCUCCUCGAUGUUGCACAGACGUGUCUCGCGUGCACGUGUCUCGCUUCGACUGGAUGGGGGUGCGAUUUCAGCGUGCGGCUCUGUUGAAAAGCAUCUGUUUGUUCGGCCUCAUAUUCUUC